AUGCCAACUGCUCGCUCGGGACGGCACCCGGGACAGGGGAGCCCUACGCCGAUCGUUUUGACGUUGGGACCCAAGAUCUUGGAUAUAAAAGAUGUCAACGCGCUCGGAAUCAACAUCAGCAUCAGCAUCAGCAUCAGCAUCAGCAUCCGCAUCGGCAUCUCAACAGCAGUCAAUAACUCACUAAACAACCAACCUCACUCCAACCAAACCCAACUUCUCAAACACCAACCCGUCACUAUGCAGCUCACCGCUUUCGCCCUCCUCGCCGGCGCCAUCGCCUCGGUCACCGCGACCGGCACGAACGCCCAAGCCGGCGCGCGCAAAUUCAGCCUCGUGGCGCUGCAUUCCGGCACAAAGAUCCACUCGAGCAACCUCAGCGCGACCAAGAACAAGCUUUUUGUGUCGCUGCCCAAGGACAGGCAGGACGCGCAGUGCAGCGACAACCAGGUGCACGACCGUGCCACGCUAUACGUGGCGGACGGCGAGCUGUUCUUGUACAAUGGCGAGGGCAACGAGCAGCAGAAGUUCGUGGUUGAUAUGUCUGGGAUGGGCGGGGGCAACCUGCAGUACUUCAACGCCGCCGGCGGCGCGCCCAGCGCCCCCUUCGAGACCAAGGGCUGGGAGAUCAACUCCUCCAAUGCCUUGACCUUCAAGGGCGCCAACCUGCUGGCCUGCUCCGUCCCCGACGGCUCGUAUGCCGUGUACGUCUACAGCGGAAACGACCACCCGGCCAACCACAAGGACUGCAUCCCCUUCCAGGCCUCGUCCAUCAUUGUACCCCACCCUGUUGCGUGCGAGUACAGCACCUUCUAA
This is a messenger RNA of Dichotomopilus funicola, 813 nucleotides long. RefSeq lists its product as uncharacterized. The record is from RefSeq and is a predicted model, not a curated record. Lineage: Eukaryota; Fungi; Ascomycota; Sordariomycetes; Sordariales; Chaetomiaceae. The transcript is spliced from 3 exons. Bases 1 to 813 code for a protein of 270 amino acids.